AUGGAACCACAGAAUUUCACACGGGUAUCAGAGUUUAUCCUUUUGGGAUUCUCACAGACACGGGAGCUCCAGUACCUCCUGUUUGUGGUGUUCCUAUUUAUCUAUGCCACCACAGUUGUGGGAAACCUCCUCAUCAUGGUCACAGUGACUUUUGACUCCAGACUCCACACACCCAUGUACUUUCUGCUCAGAAAUCUGGCUGUCAUUGACCUCUGCUGCUCCACAGUCACUUCUCCAAAGAUGCUGGUUGACUUCUUUCAUGAAACCAAGACUAUCUCCUACCAGGGCUGCAUGGCCCAGAUCUUCUUCUUCCACCUUUUGGGAGGUGGGGCUGUCUUUUUCCUGUCAGUCAUGGCCUAUGACCGCUACAUAGCCAUCUCCCGGCCCCUCCACUAUGUCACCAUCAUGAACACGCAACUCUGUGUGGGGCUGGUAGUGGCUUCCUGGCUGGGAGGCUUUCUUCAUUCCAUUGUCCAGCUGGUUCUGAUGCUCCCACUUCCCUUCUGUGGCCCCAAUGUGCUGGAUAACUUCUACUGUGAUGUUCCUCAAGUACUCAGACUAGCCUGCACUGACACUUCUGUCUUGGAGUUCCUCAUGAUCUCCAACAGUGGGAUGUUAGUCCUUAUCUGGUUCAUCCUUCUUCUGAUCUCUUAUGCUAUUAUCUUGGUGAUGCUGAGGUCCCAUUCAGGUCAAGCAAAGAGGAAGGCAGCCUCCACCUGCACUACCCACAUUAUUGUGGUAUCCAUGAUCUUUAUUCCCUGUAUCUACAUCUACUCCCGUCCAUUUACCCCCUUCCCCUUGGACAAGGCUGUGUCCAUCAGCUAUACGGUCAUGACCCCCAUGCUCAACCCCAUGAUCUAUACCCUGAGGAACCAGGAGAUGCAAUCGGCCAUGAAGAGAUUAGGCAGAUACUUGGUGAUUUGUAAGAGAGAAUGA
Molecule: messenger RNA, 936 nt
Organism: Elephantulus edwardii (Cape elephant shrew)
Lineage: Eukaryota; Metazoa; Chordata; Mammalia; Macroscelidea; Macroscelididae
Product: olfactory receptor 4D1-like
Exons: 1
Coding region: 1-936 (311 amino acids)
Biological process (GO): G protein-coupled receptor signaling pathway
Cellular component (GO): membrane
Molecular function (GO): olfactory receptor activity; G protein-coupled receptor activity
Source: RefSeq, a predicted model, not a curated record